UCCAGCGAAGACCUCUGGGCCGAAAUCUGUUCGUGUCUGCCACGCCCCGACCAGAAGGAUGCUGGCCCUGCCUUCACAGACUCCUUCACGGAUGCCUGCGCCGACGGAGGAAGCCAGGGCAGUGGGUCAGAUGGCUCUUCCCAAACGAAUCUGAAGCCCUGGGCACCCCUGAAUGAUUCAGAGGUGUAUUUGGCAUCCCUAGAGAGAAGGCUGAUGAGAAUUAAAGGCUUGUCCCAGGAGGUGACCUCCAAGGAUAUGCUGCGCACUCUCUCCCAGGCGAAGCAGGAGUGCUGGGACAGGUUCCUGCAGGAGAAGUUGGAGUCCGAGUUCUACACAGAGGGACGCGACUCCGACGAGAGCACGCUGGAACACCUGAAGCGGUGGCUGCAGCCGGAUAAAGUGGCGAUCAGCACCGAGGAGGUGCAGUACCUCAUCCCUCCGGAGUCUCAGCCGGAGAAGCAGGAGACUGAGGAAGAGCCUCCAGCUGCCGAGCAGUGA
This is a messenger RNA of Leptosomus discolor (cuckoo roller), 498 nucleotides long. The record is from RefSeq and is a predicted model, not a curated record. Lineage: Eukaryota; Metazoa; Chordata; Aves; Leptosomiformes; Leptosomidae.